Glarea lozoyensis ATCC 20868 is the source of this 1785-nucleotide messenger RNA. Its product is annotated as heterokaryon incompatibility protein. Bases 1 to 1785 code for a protein of 594 amino acids. NCBI's taxonomy places the organism in Eukaryota, Fungi, Ascomycota, Leotiomycetes, Helotiales, Helotiaceae. The transcript has a single exon. The record is from RefSeq and is a predicted model, not a curated record.
AUGUUCACGUUCCUUCCUUUGGACUUGACUCCCGAAUUGCGACAAAUUCGGUUCCUGAACCUGCUCCCCGCUUCCUCCUUUGAUGCCGCGAUCAGUUGCACGAUUUUCAAUGGCUCUCUCGAAGCGCCUCCUCACUACGAAGCCCUCUCCUAUGUCUGGGGAACGGAGUCAGAUAAAUUGAAAAUCAACCUGGUGUAUGAUGAUGCGCAAGAAAACGCAGCAUGUAAGGCAGACAUUGAGGAUACCGGUCUCAACCUCGAAGUGACGCAAAACCUGGCUUCUGCACUCCGCCAUAUCAGAGACGUCAAGUCAUCGCGAAUUUUGUGGAUAGAUGCAAUAUGCAUCGAUCAAAAUUCAACAAAGGAGAAGUCACACCAAGUAGCGCAGAUGCGACAGGUCUACCUCUCAGCACACCGAGUAAUCAUGUGGCUUGGUCCAGAAAGCUCAUUUUCCAGCUCUCUUGCUAUCGAAUUCCUCCGUAGCAUGCCCAUGGGAAAAGACGGAGAACCUCAGUACGUCUAUCAGGAAGCUGAUAGUCCCGCUUGGCUGGCAUGCGAUGAUCUUUUUCUCAAGCGGCCAUAUUGGAGCCGCUCGUGGAUCUUGCAGGAGGUACUUCAUAACAGACCUGUGACUGUGCAUGUAGGACAGAACACUCUAGAAAUCGAUCCAUUCUUUGAUCUUUUCAACAAGUACUUUACCCUCCGCAAGGUCUUGUCCAGCCUGUCAAUGAGCGGCUUGUCUGCAGAAGAACAAAAGCAGCUUUCCAAAGACCCAGAGAAAUUGAAGAAGGUGCUUGCGAAUGAUCAGUGGUUUCGGGAAUUUGGAGCUACAGAGUCCAUGCCGGCUUCUCUAGUGUACUUUCGCCCUCUAUUUCAAAAUCCUAAAUACCUCCCACGUCUCGGCUAUUUACUGAACACCUUUCGAGAUCAGCUGGCAACUGUUCCUAAAGAUAAGAUAUACUCUCUAUCUGGAAUGGCGGAGCAAGAGUACGAUAUUGAGAUCAAUUAUAACGAAGAUCCUGCAAAAGGUGCAACCCUUUCAACCCGAGAGCUGUACAUGCAGACAACGAGGCAAUUGCUAGCCAAGGUGCUGGUCGUGCUCCUGUGGAUUGAAUCUCCACAAAGGAAGAUUGAAAGUGGACUAGAUGGUAUACGCUUGCCUUCUUGGGUGCCCGGUUUUAUGACGGAGCAGCAUUUGAAUGCGAGGUGCUUGUACACGAAAAGCCCAUUGUUUUGUGCUUCGAAAGAUUUUCCAGGUGGAAUGUGGAGAGAUCAAUCUACCGAUAAAGAGGAUGCUCUCAAGAAGAGUGGCAUCUUCACUAUAAGAGGCGUCCGUGUUGGGCGUAUUCGAAACGUAAAAGAAGUGCACGCUACAACAAAGUGGUCUGAUGUUGAAACCGCACAGGGCUGGGACAAGCUGAGACUGUUUUGGUACGAACCUAUAAGACACGUUAAUGGUAUGGAUUUAGAGAUCUCGAAUGAAGCUGUGCCUGAAGAUGUCAUGAAAUCAGCGACCUUCGAGAACACUAGUUGGGGUCCUUGUAAGUCAGAGCGAGAAGACAUAAUUGUUGUCGCGGCUGGCAGUAAUAUCCCGCUAGUCCUAAGGAAGAAAGAUGAAAUGUUUCUAUUUGUUGGUGGUUGUUGGUUAGUGAAGUCGCAGAUAAAUCUAACUGAAAUGCUAGAGCCACAAAACACCAGCCAGCAAAAGGGGUUCGAUGAAAUUAUGUACGGCAGCAUUGUCAAGGAGAUAGAGAGUUGUGUCAUAGAGAAGUUCGAUUUAUGUUAG